Molecule: messenger RNA, 6407 nt
Organism: Spirometra erinaceieuropaei
Lineage: Eukaryota; Metazoa; Platyhelminthes; Cestoda; Diphyllobothriidea; Diphyllobothriidae
Source: the annotation of a GenBank genome assembly
AUGAGUGACCUCCUGCAAGUGUGUCAGGCAAACCGUCACUCGAGAUUUCAGCGUCUCACCGAAAGCAUGUCGAAACAAUACCCCUAUACUCUGUACAACUCGGAGGAACCUCUGCCAAAAGUUCUAGUCAAAAGAGCGUCGAAAGAGCUGGGCGAGGUGCAGGGUCAAGUUGGUGCGCAUCUUGAGAGCUUUCGACGAUGGCUAUCCUCCAUGCCACAUCUCAAGUGUCGCACAGGUUGGUCUGAUGACUUCUUUAAUUGUUCUCAUCAAAAACUAACAUUCUCUCAUGCAUUAUUUUAAAUUGCAAUCACCUUUGAGAUUGCCAACUGGAGGACUGGAGUGCAAGGCUACAGUUCUGCCAAAUACAUUCUGAGACAGAAUCUGUUGUUGCCUCAUGUUCAAACGUUCGUGAAACGUAUGAGCUUCGAAGGCCCUCUUAAACAGCUUUGUCAAGAUGAACGGACUUAAACAAAUCCAAUAUGCCUACUUUCAAAAUUGCCCUUCUUCGAGGCAAGCGAAAAUAUUCCACUGCAUCAAGUAGACAGUCAUUGCAUUUCUGCUUCUUUAUUUGCAAAAUCUUCCGACGUCACCCACAUUUUGAGUCAUCAUGAGAAAGCAUUAUCUUCCAAUUUUAUUCUCGACGCCAAUUUUCACUAAAUACAAUGUGUUUUCUUUUUGAAUGCUUGCUUCAACAGAUGAUGCAUUCCUCUUGGCUUUUCUGCGGCAUGCGAAGUUCAAUCACUCGAAAGCACAGAAACGUCUGGACAAUUUCUGCACUUUUCGGACAUCUGAAUCCGUUGGAGCUCCAUCGUGGUUCAACUAUGAGGAGGACAAACUAGAAGUUCUCAUGGAUUUUGCAAACAGAAAGUGAGUUGAAAUGUGCCCGUGGUGUUAAAAUUGUCGGAGAUUCUGCGGUUAGUUUGGCCUAUCGAGUUGCAAUUCGCGACGACGCCCGGACUGCAGCCACUCGGUAGACCAAUACAGCCAAAGGGUAUUUACAUAUCAUAAUCUAGAGUUAAUAAGAAAAGUCCAAAUUUCUGCUAACGGGAAAGGUUUAAUAUCAAAUUCCUGUGUUGAUAGAAGCGAACAAACGAGUUUCAGGAAGCGGUUCAGAAGACGAAGAUGCGAUCACUGGAACAAUAAAUUUUUUGGCCUGACGUUUCGGAUUCUCACUCUAACCCAUCAAAUGACGAACGACGAGACCCGGCCAUACUUUCAAGUUUUAAGAGGCAAGAGGUGACGACCGCGUGAGCCGCGAGCUGCUGGAGUCAUAUUUCACAGGCCCGCAAUCCAUGAAUAAACACAAUGACCUCCCGUUACCGUAUUCUUUGCUGAGAUUUUCCCUGGGCAAAGUAAUCAGUCACGUGGGGAGGGCGCGAGUGAGCAAUAAUCCCAGUGACAGUGCACCAAGUUGCCGAGCCAUCGUCACACCAGCAUCCAACACGGAUGACGAAAUCGCGGCCAUUAACGCCACGGAAGCGGACCGACAAGCCAUCAUCCCAUCCACUACGACCCCAGCGGUAAUUGCGAGAGCUGUUAAUUAUAGUGCGCAUAUGGCCCCACGGCAGUCACGUGCUAUGAAUACUGCACUCCUGGUGCCACCAUCACCUUUAUCUGCGGAUGUCUCUGAUGAUGCGUUUGAGUGAGAAUCCGAAACGUCAGCCCAGUAAAUGUCUUGUUCCUGUGAUCGCAUUUUCGUCAUCUAAAUUACUGUGUGAUUAUAUAUUUCGAAAUAAGUUGGACGAUUAUGCCUGUUUCCGACAAAAAUAUCCCAAUAAAGUCGCCAUACUUCUACCCUAUCGGAAAUUUCAGGCUUAUCUCCGUGCUCGGUUUCACGCAAGAAGGUGUGGUCUGCAUUCUGAUGAAAGUGGGUAAGCUUGCCUAUUGAGAUUCCUCAGGAUUUGUUUAGCGAACUGGCCCCAGUAUGCUGCUAAUCCACAGGAAUUGAACAAAGCAUGGCAAACAUGGAACGAUGCAUUUAUCUGCGACGAACGUAUACAAAUAGGAGGCGGUGCAUUUAUCAUGGACUUUGAAGGAAUUACCAAAAGAGAAAUUGUAAAAUUCCAGGAUCCACAUGCGUCGAAACUGAGCGCAAUGUAUUAUCAGGUACGUACCUGAGAAUACUCAGGCUGAUUUUGAAAUCUCAAUUUAAGUACUUCCAGAACAGUCAAACUUCUGAGCAUUGCUGAUUGAGCUUUAGUCAUCUGACCUCGUAGAGAAGAUCUGUGGGCCUCAUUAACUUGUUUCAUGGUCACGCAUUUAAUGAGUUACUGUCCAUCCCAAUAAGUCGAUGGCUUAGUUGACUCAAACCUGCCAAACGAGAGGUAUGUCUCAACGCAGCUGAAAGCACCCUGAUAUAAUUCCCUGCAGAACUGGGUGUCAUGUUUAGAAAACUAAGGCAACAUACGAACAUAAGUACAUCAUUGUCAUUCCGCAUCUUCUGAGGCAGUAAGAAGUUUUAAUUUACUGCUUUUAUUACCGUGAACAAGUUGAAGCAUUUGCUGUCGGCUCUGAAUUAUAGUGGCCAUGGCGAUAUUAAAUUAACUAAGAGAAUUGGUUUCCAUAACCUGAUGGCAGCCGCCUUUGCUGUUGCUAACAGGUGCUGGCCCAGUAGUUUAGGAUUGCUCAAUGGGACCUUUUAAAUCACACGAAAAGCUUCGCAGGGGCUUCCAAAUUAACUUAGACACUAGUAUUGGACACUAUUGCGUAAACGAGAAAAACGAAACGAAGAGACGAUGUUUCUGGCCAUUUCGGUGUUUUUGUAGCGUCCACAUUCAUAUACGUCUAGAACGGCCGAUUUAUUGGCAUGAAGGGCAACCAAAAAUAGAAAAAAAUCUUCCUGUCUCCAGAAAGCGAAAUAUUCUCAGGUUGACUUAUUUUUUCCAAACUAGAGAUAACUUCGAAUUGCAGUUUUGGGAUAGCAUCUUUGUUGUACGAAUUAGCCGAUGACGUUAAUAUCAAAUGUCAUUUUGUCUACCACACUAGAAGAGCGGUAGAUUUACACACUGCCCAUUUCCUGGACGUAACUCGACUUGUUAUAGUCCACUUGUGAAUCCACAUCAUGUCCAUUGAGAAAAUUCAAUGAUGUGAUCUAAAAGUGAAAUUCAGUCUGUUAUUUCAGGGUUUGACAGUUUGAUGGAACAGUCUUCAUUAACUAGUUGCAGUCAUGCUUUAGUCUAGAUGAUAUAAGUUAAGACUUGUCUUCCCUACAGGUUGUCGCAGGAGAAUGAGUUACGCUUUGAGGCGAAGUUCAUAGAACUCAGUUUGUAGCUUUUUCGUUUUUUUAAAAAUUAACUGCCAACUUGGGGUAGUUCAGUAUAUUUAAAGACUAUAGUCUCAGACAUGAGUUUUUAUGUAUGAAUAUUUGAGCGAAGUCUAUCAACCACAGCGGAUAACCGCAUAAUAUUCACUAAGUGCCGACAGGCAGCUAGUAGUAUACUUUGGGGUAGGGUGAUUCCUUACUAACAGCACAGGUAUUAGUCAAAAGCACAUAGACGCGUGUUUCGCUGAUAUUCGGUCGCUGCAUGGCACAGCUGCGGGGGGUUCGGCUCGUCAGUGGGUUCCCCAGCAUUCCCUGUCUGCUUUCUGGUAAAUACUCCAAUUUAGGAAUUUGGGCUUUUUAAUUUCCUUAGAAAUUAACUGCCAACUUGAAGUAAAUCCGCUGUGGCUGAUGGACUUCGGCCCAAAUAUUCAUACAUAAAAAUUUAGGUCUGAGCGUAUACACCUUAACUAUAUAGAGGCUUUGAGCCGGAAUCCAUAGAAGUCAGUUUGCUAAUUUGGACUGACUUCCGAGGGGAUACGUAUAACCUCAAUGAAGCCUAAAAACCGAGUAAACCCAAACAGGUCAAACUACAUUAAUGCAAACUAGGAAUCCAGUUGCUAAUUAGGUGUCUUUUCAGCCACAUUUUGAAGCUCACAUGAAGGAAUAGCUUACUAGGUGGUUUGUGUUUCCUGUUGAUUUCAUAGCCUUUCUAAAGUCAGUUAUAUUUUAUGGAAAGAAUCCACAAAACUCAUUUACAUCUUAUCUCUGAAAACAUACGGUUACUAAAUGCAGAUAACUUUAAGAAGCAGCGUAAUCCUAUUCAUAUAGUACUUUUAACUAUCAAGAGAUUGAAGGGAGGCAUGACGAUUCUCAGACUACAACCUAUUCAACUGUCACUGUUGUCAACAAAAGCGACAAUGCAAUCCAUCUCUACUUCUGUAUUUCGCGAUCACCGGGAAGUCUUUUUUUAACAUCAGGGGAAUAGACGGGUUGUGUUUCAAAAUAUAUACGAGUCAUUUUCUUAAAGUCGAGCUGCCACUUUCGGCUUAGGAUCAUAUCCGAUGAAGUCAACAUUUCCUACAAACUGAGUGUAAGACAAGUCUCUUCCGUGAGUAAUUUGUCCUUAAUGGAGUUUAACUCAGACAUGGACCCGCAACUUAAUCAAGUCUGUGCACAAACUAAAUGGUGAGUUUUAAAAUAAACUACGCAGAAGCAAUUGGAUAGUAUUCCAUUCAUAAGGCAGAAUUUUGCCGUAUAGAAAACCGGUUUAGUUUGGAUAAAUUUUGCACCCACCACGUGAAUAUUUUUUCUCCAUUAGGAAGGCUAACAAUAAAUUUCACAUAACUUUUCAUACAUUUCGGUGUUGUGUGAAGACCACCAUUCUGCAUCUUAGCUUCUGCAGGAUGCUGAUUACUAGGGGUGCCAGAUUUGAGCGCCCGUUUAAAUUAAAAGCCAUAUGCUUAGAAAAAAUAGUUUAUUUUUUGCUAAGAAUAACGCCUGGAGAAUUGUUAUGGAACGUGUCCUUAGACAUAGACCAUCCCCCGGAAAAGUGCGGCUUUGACUGAAAGUUUGGCUUCUGAAUUAUUCGAACUAGCAGUAAACAUGCCCAUUAAAAGACCAAAUAUACUCGUUAAUUCAGCCUGCCUGACGGAAAGGUUUGCUUCAGCACAGACCUCGGCAGCGUGGUGCUUGACUGCAAAGUGCAUAUGCGAAUUGGUGCUUGACUGGCUUGACUUCGUUUCAGUCGGAGUAUUCACAAAAAAUCACUUCUUUUGUGACCUUGACCAGCAGUAACCAAUACUGGUUUCAAAUCUCGGCCGCAUUGUUGUAGGCUGUUUUCCAGUAAAUGAUGAUAACAUGUGCCAUCAGAGGCCCACAGUGACAAUGCUUAGCCUGGUGAUCUGGUCCUAGUAACCAAGUAAUCUUGCUUUAUUUUUCGAAUUGGGCAUUCUUUCGACUAACAGAAUAGAAUUAACACAGACAUGCGAGACGAAGAAAUUAAACUAUUUUAGGCUUGGCACAUCAGUUUCAGCGAGUGGUCAUUCUCUCUCUUAUAACUUCAGCAGUAGGACUUGAUCCAAGGGUGUUGAUAGUGUUAUUUAGUCCCAAUACUGGGCCUUGCGUAACCGACUUAAUUAAAAAUUCUACAUUGAUUAAAGACUUGAAGGCAACCUGAACUCUAAAGUCUAAACAGGAGCUUUGUCGAGAUUAUGCUAUGUAGGUUUGUAAAAACCUUAUGAAAUACAUGCAGUAUCGUGAGCUUGGCGAGGCACGUCACUGAAAUAAUCCAUAUAAUUUUUUAGGAAGCUAUGCCCUUUCGCAUAAAAAAGCUGGUCUACCUGAAUAUGCCAAAAUUCUUCGAAGUGUUUUUCAAAGCCUCAUUAACGUGGUUCAGCGAGAAGAUAAAAUCGAAGGUAAGAAGCGUUUAUAUGAUGUCACAUGUUUUUUGAGAAGUCAAUAAAAUCAAAGCGGGUGCCACCGGAGAUAUAAUUUAUUAAGAAUCAUCGCGGGUACGCAUCCUUCAGGAGUGAUUUUCAAAUAAUCGCCUGCCUCAAAUUCCACCCACCCAAGAAAGCCAAAUGCAGGGCCCUUGGAUGAUAAAAUAAAUGAAGCUGACUACAUGAUUUGAAGGCUGAUAAUUCUUUUUUCCGGGUUCGAUGGAAGAUAGAGGAAUCAGCAGACCCACAGGUUGUCUGAGAGUGUGAUGAAAUGAGCAAGACACUGAGAUUGGUACUGACAAUUUUAACACUUUCUUGCAUUAAUUAAUCAAACUAGAAUAACAAUCCACGUAAUCAAACGAAUAUCUAUCAUGCAUAUUUUUGCUCAGAAACAUGUUAAGACUACAGUUGCCAGAUGAUCUCACACGUAUUUAUUGCGUAAUCAUCCAAGAAGAAUAUUCCCUGCAUUGUGAAUUCUCACAAGCAGUCUAGCAUUAUUGUACAAUAACGCAGCAAGCAUCUGACAGUAUAAUAUCUCUUAGCAACGAGAAAAUGCGCUUUAUUUCACCUAUCCGCAGAUAUUGAUUCUACAGAAGGAUUUGAAGCCAGCUUAUGACAGUGUACCUGGUCUGGAGGAACUGAUGCCAUCAGAGUACAAGGGAGGCAACUGUUCGUUUGAGGAAAUUUGUGGUAAGCAAUUUCUUUAA